Messenger RNA from Ochotona curzoniae (black-lipped pika), 2199 nucleotides. Its product is annotated as U8 snoRNA-decapping enzyme-like. Gene Ontology annotation, biological process: sno(s)RNA catabolic process; mRNA catabolic process. The coding region runs from base 44 to 619 and encodes 191 amino acids. Gene Ontology annotation, molecular function: phosphodiesterase decapping endonuclease activity; snoRNA binding. Gene Ontology annotation, cellular component: nucleus. NCBI's taxonomy places the organism in Eukaryota, Metazoa, Chordata, Mammalia, Lagomorpha, Ochotonidae. The record is from RefSeq and is a predicted model, not a curated record. The transcript has 3 exons.
CCUUCUGUCAAUCUGCUGGUGCGCAAGGCCUCCCUGCUUGGCCAUGGCCGAGUUCCGCAAGCUGGAGUUAUCCGAGGCCCUGGCGCUUGAGCCCCCCUGGCGGCACGCGUGCCAUGCCAUGCUCUAUGCACCGGACCCGGGCAAGCUCUUCGGCCGCAUCCCGCUCCGCUACGCCGUCCUGAUGCAGAUGCGCUUCGAUGGGCGCCUGGGCUUUCCCGGCGGCUUCGUGGACUCGCAGGACAGCUGCCUGGAGGACGGGCUGAACCGGGAGCUGUGCGAGGAACUGGGCGAGGCGGCGUCGGCCUUCCGCGUGGAGCGCGCCGACUACCGCAGCUCGCACGUUUCGGAUGGACGACGCGUCGUGGCGCACUUUUACGCGAAGCAGUUGGAGCUGGAGCAGCUGGUGGCGGUGGAGGCCAGGGCCCCGCAGGCCAAAGACCACGGGAGGGAGGUGCUGGGCCUGGUGCGGGUGCCCCUGUACACCCUGCGUGACGGAGUGGGAGGCCUGCCCGCCUUCCUCAAGAACUCCUUCAUUGGCACUGCCCGGGAGCAGCUCCAGGAAGCCCUCCACGACUUGGGACUGCUGAAUUCUGCUUCCAGCUCCAGCCCUAAGACUUAAGCCCGUAGACAUUGGUACGACCACCCUGCCUGGACCCCUGGGAGCUGAGAUUGAAGACGUUGGUCCUGGCAGUGCAGGCAGGGACAGAGGACUGUGUUGCCUUCUGGACCAGAGUUUCCAGCUCUGGAGAGUUGGAAAGUGACAGCCGAUGAGAUGAAGGUGACGUAUGUUCUCUAGCUUGUAGCAUCCACACAUGACGCAGAGGCACAUGGUCGCACAUGGCCCUGAAGGACGCCCAGAGCCUGCUGCCUGCCUUUGCACCUGCACAGACAGCCUGUGCACUGUACUGUCCUCACAGCCCUGACCGCUUCACCCCAGCAUGCCCAGUGUAACCUCACCAGGAAGUGGCACUGGAGGGCCUGCUCUGCCCUGUGCCUUGUGUUCCAUUGAGGGAAUGGGGGGCUAGGAAGGAGAUGAGUGUGGGUCCCUGUUCUCAAACAUGGCUGCCCCUGGGAUUUCUAGCUCGGCCCCUGCUCCUGGGGAGGAAAGAGGUGGAGAAUGCUCUGUCUUCUAAGGCGCUCCCUAUCCAAUUCCCUACCCUUUUCUUCCCCUGAACCUGUGCAGAAGGAGUCAAACCAUGCUUAGGUCUCCCAUCCUCUCUAGGGCUUUCGCUUUUGGAGGCUCUGGGAUGCCGGAACAUCAGAAGGGAGGCUGACACAACUCUUGCCUAGCCCUGCCCUAAAGGAACCUCCCAGCAUAGAAGGGCUUAUUACUGAGGUUGGAAGCCUCAGUUCUUGUAAUACAUAUCAUGCACCUGCUGAGUGCCAGGUGCCCUGAACAGAAGCACUGUAGGCUGUUAGCCACAUCUCCACAGCAGAUCCUAGCAAGCAUUCUGUGAAAUAAAAUAUGUAUAAAAUAAAUACAACGUAGUAGGAGCAUUUAACACUUCUGAUUCCCCAAGCCUGAUGAUUUGAUAUAAAAAUCAAGACCAUGACACUUUCCCCAUCAGUCUCUAAAUCACGUAUAAUGAGAAACUUGUACAAGAUGAAUAUUUGCUUCUUAAAAAUUACAAAUUAAGUGAUAACAAAAAUGCACAAAUCAGCUGGACCCUAAACAAAUUUCUAGUGGAUUUUCUUCCCUUUUCUCGGCAGACAUUCAUAAAGGACGAGGUAGCAAAUCUUGUAGGCUUCAUUGCCCACAGGACUUGUACCUGCCAACUCUCUCUGUCAAAUGUGCAUGGAUGUUGCAUGGUCAAGUAGUGUGGCCGCGUUCCAAUAAAACUUCAUUGUAAAAAGAUGGUAGCCAACCUCUUGCCCAUAGUUUGCCAAAUGCUUACUAAGGAAACAUCGUUAAUUGUGAUUAAGAUGGCUAGUGUUAUUUAAUUGUGAAGGACAUAAAGGAGCUGAUAGAGUCCUUUCUUGUUUAUUUUAGACCUGAAAAAAUUUGACGCAUAAUUGUGGAUAUAUGGGAUAGAAUAUGAAAUUAGUGUACGUGUCACCUAAAACAGUUGUUAGGAACAUCCGAAAAUCCUUUUAUGCUUAUUUUAAAAUAUAUAACUGAUAUUUAUCAUAGUUACACUACUGUGCAGUGGAAUGCUGCAAAUUAACCUUCCCAUCGAAAUGUGUUUUUGCUUUUACCAA